GAGAGAGUGGGGUUGGGGGGCUACUGGGGCAGCGACUUCUUCCCUCUUAUUGGCUAGCGAAGUGAGCAGGGGUGGUACGAAGGUCCAGCGACUGCCUGGGAUUGGCGGGCGCUGCAGUGAGUGACAGACAAGGGGGCGAGCUGCGCGACCAGCGGUUUGUUUUUCGGAGCGUUCCUGAGGUGGAGAACGGUGGCCGGACGGAGCGACUGCGGGACUGAGAGACGGGCGGGCGGGCGGGCGGGCCGAGCGGCGCCGCCGAGGCCGGGCUGGGCCGAGCCGAGGAGCGCCGGGGAUGUAGCGGGCCACCCUGCCCAUGCCACAGCGCCCGGCCGCGGGCGGAGCCGGAGCCGGAGCCUGGGGAGGCGGCGGGGGCCCCGAGCGCAGCCCGCGCCCCCCGCGCGGAGCCAGGCCCGCUGCCGUCCCCGCCGCCCGGGCCCCCGGCAUGCAGCUCCGGCUGCGGAGGUGACACUCGGGUCCGAGCCGCCGCCGCCGCCAUCGCCACCAUGGACGAACAGGAGGCAUUGAACUCAAUCAUGAAGGAUCUGGUGGCCCUCCAGAUGAGCCGACGUCACCGGGUGCCUGGAUAUGAGACCAUGAAGAGCAAAGACACGGGUCACCCAAAUAGGCAGAGUGACGUCAGAAUCAAGUUUGAGCACAACGGGGAAAGGCGAAUUAUAGCAUUCAGCCGGCCUGUUAGAUAUGAAGAUGUGGAACACAAGGUGACAACAGUGUUUGGGCAGCCUCUUGAUCUUCAUUACAUGAAUAAUGAGGAUUUGAGAACCACAUGUGAGAAAUCGCUUUCCAUCCUGCUGAAGAACCAAGAUGAUCUUGAUAAAGCAAUUGACAUAUUAGACAGAAGCUCAAGCAUGAAAAGCCUUAGGAUAUUGCUGCUGUCCCAAGACAGAAAUCAUACCAGUCCCUCUCCCCAUUCUGGGGUGUCCAGGCAGGUGCGGAUCAAAGCUUCCCAGUCUGCAGGAGAUAUAAAUACCAUCUACCAGCCCCCCGAGCCCAGAAGCAGGCACCUCUCUGUCAGCUCCCAGAACCCUGGACGAAGCUCACCUCCCCCUGGCUAUGUGCCUGAGCGGCAGCAGCGCAUUGCCCGGCAGGGGUCCUAUACCAGCAUCAACAGCGAGGGGGAGUUCAUCCCAGAGACCAGUGAGCAGUGUAUGUUGGAUCCUCUGAGCAGUGCUGAAAAUUCCUUGUCAGGAAGCUGCCAAUCCUUGGACAGGUCAGCCGACAGCCCAUCCUUCCGGAAAUCGAGGAUGUCCCGAGCCCAGAGCUUCCCCGACAACAGACAGGAGUUCUCUGAUCGGGAAACUCAGCUGUAUGACAAAGGGGUCAAAGGUGGAACCUACCCCCGGCGCUACCACGUAUCUGUGCACCACAAGGACUACAAUGAGGGCAGAAGAACAUUUCCCCGAAUACGGCGUCAUCAAGGCAACCUCUUUACACUGGUGCCAUCCAGCCGUUCCCUGAGCACAAAUGGCGAGAACAUGGGUUUGGCAGUGCAGUACCUGGACCCCAGAGGGCGCCUGCGGAGCGCGGACAGCGAGAAUGCCCUCUCUGUGCAGGAGAGGAACGUGCCUACCAAGUCUCCUAGUGCCCCCAUCAAUUGGCGCCGUGGGAAGCUCCUGGGCCAGGGUGCCUUCGGCAGGGUCUAUUUGUGCUAUGACGUGGACACAGGACGUGAACUUGCUUCCAAACAGGUCCAAUUUGACCCAGACAGCCCUGAGACAAGCAAGGAGGUGAGUGCCCUGGAGUGUGAGAUCCAGCUGCUGAAGAACCUGCAGCACGAGCGCAUAGUUCAGUACUAUGGCUGCCUGCGGGACCGCGCCGAGAAGACUCUGACCAUCUUCAUGGAGUACAUGCCAGGGGGCUCAGUGAAAGACCAAUUGAAGGCCUACGGAGCUCUGACAGAGAGUGUGACUCGCAAGUAUACCCGGCAGAUCCUGGAGGGCAUGUCCUACCUGCAUAGCAACAUGAUCGUUCACCGAGACAUCAAGGGAGCCAACAUCCUCCGAGACUCUGCCGGGAACGUGAAGCUGGGGGACUUUGGGGCCAGCAAGCGCCUGCAGACCAUCUGCAUGUCGGGCACGGGCAUGCGCUCGGUCACGGGCACACCCUACUGGAUGAGCCCUGAGGUGAUCAGCGGUGAGGGCUACGGAAGGAAGGCAGACGUGUGGAGCCUGGGCUGCACUGUGGUAGAGAUGCUGACAGAGAAACCACCUUGGGCAGAGUAUGAAGCCAUGGCCGCCAUUUUCAAGAUUGCCACCCAGCCCACAAAUCCUCAGCUGCCCUCCCACAUCUCUGAGCACGGCCGGGACUUCCUGAGGCGUAUUUUUGUGGAGGCUCGCCAGAGACCUUCGGCCGAGGAGCUGCUCACACACCACUUUGCACAGCUCGUGUACUGAGCUCUUAAGGCACGCUGCUGCCCGCCGCCCCUGCUGCACAGGCAUGGGGCUGCUGUGGGGCUCAGCAAAGCUGCUGCUUCUCCCAGGCAAGGCUGUGGACCAUGGAGCUCCAGUCCAACCAGCGUUUGUCUAUGCCCCUUCCACUGCUGGGGCUCAGAGCCAGGGUGGGGUGGCUGCGGCCUCAAGGACUGGGAGCCCCCAGCCUGCCAGACCCGAGAGCUCCAGCAUCCUAAGCUCAGUGUGGAGGGGAAGGGGCUAGGAAAAGUGUGCAAAGCACUGAGGGCCUUACCCUCAGGGCUGUGUCCUGACACUGCAGUCGGCACCAGAGCCCCAAGGGUCUUGGGGCACAGGACAGACACAAGGGUCUGAAUAGUGUUAACUUUCAUGCAGAGUGUUAUUUUGUUUCUCCUCCCCAUGUCUGGAGACCACCAGGGUGUCUCUGGGCUGGAUGAGCCCACCCAAGCCUGAGGUCAAGCCCAGCAUCCCAAUGGAAGGCAGAGGCCUGGGCUGUGCUCUCCCCAGAGCCCCCAGGCCAGCUUUGCCAGUCCCUGUCCUUUACCAAAGAUGAAUGAAGCAAAUGUUUUGCUGCCUUAUUCAGGGAAGGAGGAGCCCAUCCUGCCUGCUCCCAUGACCCUGCACCCCUCCCCCACCCCCAGCAGGGGCCUGAGAUGUGGAACUCCCCCACUCGAGGUGGGGAGACCCAGUUUUGUCAAUGCAAUUGUCUCUGUUUUACAAGUUGGAGUCACUCUUAUGCUGUACCCAGUUUCUAAACUGGAGACUCUGUGUGCCCUUGGGCUCUGAGUAUCCCUGUUAUGGGCUUGGGCCUUUGGGCUGGAUUGGAAAGAGCUGAAGGUAAUGGCCUUUGUGUUCCUGACCUGGCACCUGUCUCCCCACUGGAGCAGAAAGGAAGAUGAACAGCAUGGUGAGGGCACCUGACCCCACUAGCCGCCCUGAGCCCUGGGCAGGCUCUUCUGGAUAGCCAGGGAAGUUGUAUCGGGUUGUCUGUGAGUUGUGACCCUGCUAGGCCAGAGCCCUCCCUGGUAGAAGGGAGAGCCCAUAUGAUGUCACCAACUGUGUCCCAGACUACCGUCUCUGUUCCUCCUUGGCCAGCCUUGCCCUCCCCCAUGAGGUCUCAGCCCCUUUCCCUUCUUGGAGGAGGAAUGGUAGCAGGGGUCGGGGAGCCAGUAUCUCCAAGCAGCUUAGAGUUGGCCUUAUUUACCUCAGCCUGGGCGCUGGUCCUUUCUUCCGGCCCCUCCCCUCCAAAAUGUGCCUAUUGCUAGAGCUCCUCCCUCCCAAAACCCAGUUCCUUGGGAGUUGUCAUUAAAGGAACAACAACAACAACAACAACAAAGCCAGUGCCCAGGGAUGGGUCUCUCCAGGGAGCUGGGGAUUAGUGCCAGGCAGCUCAUUGCCAGCCAUGCCCACUUCCCCACGGGCACCAGAACAAGCCAAAGCCUUCGUUGUAUGUUGACGAUGCACUUUUAUGAAUGUAGUUUCUAUCGCUGUUUUUAGCCUUUUCACAUCAUGUAAUGUGAGGCCUUGUACUUGUUAAUUUAUAUCUCAGAUCAUAUUUGAUGGUUUUUAUAUAUAUCAAUUCUAGAUUGUUACAGGUGAUGGACGCCUCGAGAGAGAGAAGAGAAAAUGAAAGCAGCUGGUUUUGCGGGAAUGUGUGCUGCACGGUGCCAGUUGGGCCGAGGCCCCUCUGUUUCCAUCCUUGUCCGUCAGGGGCCUGUCAGGCACCUCCAGCCCAGCCCUGUGAAGACAGUGAGCAAUGUGCUCCUGUCGCCACCUCGGCCCUUGCCCAGGGUGGGGACUGGCCCCUCAUCUUGACCAAAGCUGCCAGAUGGCAGCUCGGCCUCUCCACGACCCCGUCCUGACGGCUGCAGCACUCUUCUUGGGCCCACAUCCCUGUGCCCAGUCCCUGUGCCCCAAGAGGAAACAGAGCACAGUGCCCUUGCCGCAAGACGACUCUGUGUGUCCCAGCUUCAGGCUCUCACAGAGCCCCACGCCCCGGGGUCUUACCUCACAGGGAAUGGGUUUUAAAAGUGAAUUUACAAACAAGCCGACAAACGCUGCACUCCAAAAAACAAAAGACCCUGACUUUUUUGUGCCAAAAACUGUGGACAUGCUGGCUCAGCAUCCUCAGGACCAAGCUGUUGCUUAAUUUUAAUUUAUUGUCUUUAUAUUAAUUAACCCAGAUGACAAGUUGUGGGCCUAGGACAGCCUGGGCCCAAAGAUUCUGAAAGGCAGCCCCCUAGCAGCCCCAGGCUUGCUGUGGGAAGGGCCAUGCUGCCAUUUGCUCAUCAUUCCAUGGGCUAUGCCAGCCUUGGCCAAACCUUCACGGAGAGGUCAAGGCUGGGGACGGUCCACACCCUGCCACCCUCCUGCCCCUCCCAUGCCCCUCCCGUCCCCCUCACUCUGUGUCUGUGUCUGAAUUGUGGAUCGUGCAGAAGAACCUGCAGCCAUAGUUAUUUGACUAUAUCUCGACCGAGGGCUUGCAGUGCAAAGCCAGGCCAGUGUCGCGCAUUACUUACAAUAAAAGGGAUCAUUUAUACCCAAGGGGUCCUGUGGAAAUGCUUUUGGUUGAGGUGUGGAGUAGGUGUUUGCCUGGGAGGAGCCAGCUAUGGUGCCCGACAACCAGCUUGGGUCCCUCAGCAGGAAAUUUGACUCCAAGAGGGGUCCUAGGAGGGGAUGACUUGACUGGUACCACUGUUAGCUCAGAGGUGGCUCCCCUCUUCCCCCCACUCCCAGGAGCUCUGCUGAGGGUGCUUCUAUCGCAGCUGAUUAUCAAGGUGGUAUACUACUGUCAGCCCCACCUGACCCAAGUGUCACCACUGGCUGGGUUCCCAGGACUUUUGUGGCCAUCUAGUAGUCAUCCCGCUGCAGGUAUGUACUCCCCAGAGCCAUAUCCUUGCAGGGCAGAGUUCAGGUACCUCCAGGAGCCACCUCUCUGGCAUCUCCCCCUGGUCUGCCUGCUGCUGGUGCUUAGCUCAGAGCCAGGAGAGACUGUCCUUGUCCCCACCUGAGACCUCCAGUGCAGAAUUUGGGCCUGCUUUGCAUGAGGCUAUCAGCUCUCAUGCUGAGGACCCAGUGCCAACUCUGCUGAGUGGUAGCUCUACUGCUUCGAGGGGCAGGGUCCACCCCAACACAGCACAGUGGCCCAUCUGCCACUGGAAUUUGAGUCCCAGCUUCCUAUCCUGUCCUAUGGCCACGAGGUCAUUUAGGAACUUGAGUUGUAUGGGGUGGUGGCAGCAAAUCCCCCAGGAGUCAGCCCUCUUGUUCCAUCAGUUCAGGUAGCCCACAGGCAGUUUGGGGGAAAUCAGGACAGUUGGGUCUGAGACAGGACAACCCAGAUUUCCUGCCUGUAAUCCGCUGGGGGUGGGGUGGGUCUCAGUUCCUCCAAGCUUGCAGUAUUCGCCCUGCUGUAAACUGGUGUCCCUCAGAGCAGCACAGGAGCUGUUUCUCCUUGAACUACAUGGGAGUGACCAUGGCUGCCCCACUCCCCAGAGCUUGAAAAAGCAAGGGGAAGAUAACAGAUGGGGAAGGGCACAGAGAACCAGAAACCCUUUAACAGCACUUGCUGAAUCUGCUGGUUUCCACCAGCCUUUGUUGAUUUCUAGGGCAAAGGGGGUCUAGGCAAGGACAAGAAGGGUUCUGCCUUGCAAUAAUAUACUUAAGUGCAGUGAGGCCGGGCUCCACAUCACCUGCUGAUGGCCUGACCUCCUCCUUCUUCUUUUUUAAUAGGCUCCACACCCAAUGUGGGGUUUGAACUCACAACCCUGAGAUCAAGAGCCACAUGCUCUACCAACUGAGCAAGCUAGGCACCCCAGCCUGACCUCAAUUUUUCAACCGACGUGGAGUUUCAGUUUUAAAGCCACUCUGGGUACGACAGCAUGGACACCUGGCUGUUGAAAAAGGAGCACCCCCUUUUUCUCAGGCUGGCUGGUAUUUCCCUGACACCCAUUUCUCAGCCCCAUCCCACCCCAAUCAAGUCCAGGAGUGCUCUAGGCUGACCAUGUCCCCUGUCACCUCUACAUGACUAGUCUGUAUCUUUCCUGCCACAAAGCCCCCCAUCAGGCCACAUAAUACAGAGUCAGGAUCUGUUAAAACAUGUUUAAAACAGGGUUGAUCGCAACAGUCAGAACCGGCAGCAAUAGGGGACAAGAGGAGGGGAGCAUGGCCAAUGCCAGCCCCCACCCAGCCAGUCUCUGUGGCUCUCAGCCUGGCGGUGCUUUAGCUUCCGCUUCUUGACUCCGGUGGUGCAAGAUGGGUCCCCAGCCCCACUGGGCAUGCCCUGCCUCGCCUAUGGGGCCGGGGGGGGGGGGGGGGGCAGGG
This is a messenger RNA of Panthera uncia (snow leopard), 6746 nucleotides long. RefSeq names its product mitogen-activated protein kinase kinase kinase 3 (gene MAP3K3). Gene Ontology annotation, molecular function: ATP binding; protein binding; protein kinase activity. NCBI's taxonomy places the organism in Eukaryota, Metazoa, Chordata, Mammalia, Carnivora, Felidae. The transcript is spliced from 17 exons. Gene Ontology annotation, biological process: protein phosphorylation. The record is from RefSeq and is a predicted model, not a curated record. The coding region runs from base 504 to 2411 and encodes 635 amino acids.